UUCUUAAAAAUCCAGUAGAUUUCGAGAAGAAUAAUACUCAAAAUCUCCUCAAUAAUUUCUGGAGCAUGAAAGAUCAAGGAUGCCCGAAUCAGACUGUCUAGCUGUUAAUAGUCAACCAAAGUCCAGAGAUCUUCAAGGCAUUGAAACACAUAAGCUUUCAAAAGUUAUUGAUACGGAUAAAUUGGAGGUUCAUUUAAGAUAAUUUUG
This is a messenger RNA of Moneuplotes crassus, 207 nucleotides long. Lineage: Eukaryota; Ciliophora; Spirotrichea; Euplotida; Euplotidae. The record is from the annotation of a GenBank genome assembly.